Messenger RNA from Pollicipes pollicipes, 774 nucleotides. RefSeq lists its product as uncharacterized. The record is from RefSeq and is a predicted model, not a curated record. The transcript has 6 exons. The coding region runs from base 1 to 774 and encodes 257 amino acids. NCBI's taxonomy places the organism in Eukaryota, Metazoa, Arthropoda, Thecostraca, Pollicipedomorpha, Pollicipedidae.
AUGGACCUGCUGCCAUCAAAGCUGACGGGAUGGCGUCCGCCGGUGCGGGACGACCCGGCCUGGACCCGACAGUACCUGGACGUCAGGUUCGGCAUACCGACCCGCAUCUCCGGCUGGAAGGUGACCAACCUCGGCUCGCGCGCCGUCACCAGUAUCGCCCUGGAAGGUCCAGUACCAGCUGACAUGACCAAGGAAGAUCUGGGAAGCCACAGCUUCAACGCCCGCUCCGUCCGCAUUGUCAUCCUGACAGCCGACCCAGGCUCUUCUUACAUCCAGAUCACCGCCGAGCUGUACGGCUGCCACACGGCCGAGCCCGUCGCCGACACGUGUCCGGCCGUGGCCGACAACACCAUCUACACGACCGAGCCGCGCAAGUGGCGCCACUUCGCCGUCGACACCACCAACGACAUUGUCUACUACUGCGACUAUGACCUGAAGAAUGAUAUGGUCAUCUGCUUUGCCUCGAGGGACGGUGAUAUCUGGAUAACCCAGCCGAAAUACAUCGGCGAGCUGCGCGGCCACGCUGCCGGCAAGAUGUACGCCUACGACAGCAAGUUCGAGUCCACCCUGUACUCGGCGGACGGCGAGCACUGGCAGGUGGCCGGGGCUGCGAACGUGCCGGCCGUCCUGGACCCCGUCAUGGUGGUCAAGGGCAGCACGGCCGCCGACACGGUACCCAUCGACCAGGGCGGCUGGGAAGGUGAUUACUACGGUCUGAAGAAGGUCGGCACCUCCGCCUACACCAUCAAGUGGACCAAGUGCUGCGCCAGCUAG